AUGCUGGAGUCUGAAUCUAACUGUUUUAGCUUUAUAUCUUUCAUAUAUUUUUCUUUUUGCCUGUUCUUUUGCAUUUAUUCUUCUUUUUCCCCUUCCCUUUCUCCUCUUUCUUCUUCUUCAUCUUCUUCUUCUUCUUCUUCUUAUUAUUAUUAUUAUUAUUAUUAUUAUUAUUAUUCUCUUCCUCCUCUUUUUUCUCCCCUAUUUUUCUUUCUCCUCUAUCUUCUCUUUCUUCUUUCUCCUCUUUCUUCUUCUUCUUUCUUCCUUUUUCUCCUCUUUCUUCUUCUUCUUCUUCUUUCUCUUAUUUCUUCUUCGUCUUUUUCUUCUUCCUCCUCUUUCUUCUUCUUUCUCCUCUUUUUUCUUCUUUCUCCUUUUUCUUCUCUAUCUUCUUCUCUUUCUUCUUAUUUUUCCUCUUUUUUCUUCUUCUUCUUUCUCCUCUUUCUUAUUUCUCCUCCUCCUCUUCUUCCUUCUUCUUCUUCUUCUUUUCAUUGUCCUCAUCUAAAUCCUAUCUCCUCAUACUCUCAGUGGGCCCUCAAAGGCUAUUUUGCCCUGAUUGGUAUUUCGAGAGUAAAGAUGACAGACAAUUUGAUUGAUGAGGAAGGAUUCUAG
Acanthosepion pharaonis is the source of this 606-nucleotide messenger RNA. Lineage: Eukaryota; Metazoa; Mollusca; Cephalopoda; Sepiida; Sepiidae. The record is from the annotation of a GenBank genome assembly.